AUUCUCCACUUUCAAGCCUUGUUCCAGAGGCUCACAUGGAAACACCUCAAUAUGGGUUUCUGCUAAUCUUCUCUCUUGUUACCACCCUUGGCCUUAUCUCCUGCUCAUUUUGCAUUGCUGCUGAAUUCAAAAGAUCAAAGGAGGAUAGUCUCAGAAUUAAUGGAACACUCUGUUAUUUACCGGGAAGUACGGCGUUCGGGUUCGGAGUUGCUGCUUUAAUCUUUCUCUUCAUCGCUCAAAUCAUAGGGAACGUUAUAGUCUGUAAAAAUUUCUGUUCAGGAAGGCGGAGAAGCAGUUGUAAGGCUGAAAAACCUUCAAUUGCAAGCAUUUUUCUGGUCUUAUCAUGGAUCAGCUUUGGAGUUGCUACAAUUUUAAUAGGUGCGGCCACAAGUAUGACUCGUAGGCAGCCCCUCGGAGAAGGAUGGUUAGAUGGGGAGUGCUACAUAGUCAAGGAUGGUGUAUACAGUGGCUCGGCAGUACUAGUUCUAAUUACAGUAAGUUCACAGCUUAUAUCCCUCAUCCUCAUAACAAAGAAGAGCCAAGUUGAGAAGGACCAGAAGGUGCAUACACAAGUUGAAUAAAGAAUAUAUGCAUACCUCUUCAGGCCAACCCGGGGAAGAAGGAAUGAUUGGAGAGGAACAUCUUCUUAGAUAUUAACUGCGCCAGUGGAAGCAGGCAAGGAGCCUCAGCCACACA
Molecule: messenger RNA, 696 nt
Organism: Ilex paraguariensis (yerba mate)
Lineage: Eukaryota; Viridiplantae; Streptophyta; Magnoliopsida; Aquifoliales; Aquifoliaceae
Source: the annotation of a GenBank genome assembly